Messenger RNA from Colletotrichum chrysophilum, 477 nucleotides. RefSeq lists its product as uncharacterized. Lineage: Eukaryota; Fungi; Ascomycota; Sordariomycetes; Glomerellales; Glomerellaceae. Bases 1 to 477 code for a protein of 158 amino acids. The transcript is spliced from 2 exons. The record is from RefSeq and is a predicted model, not a curated record. Gene Ontology annotation, molecular function: protein binding.
AUGAUCUACUUGUCAUACGAGCUCCUCGACGCCAUCCUCACGUACCUCCCAACACGAAAGAAAUGGCUCCUCCGACGCACCUGCAAAGCCUUCAACGACGUCCUCCUCCAGCAACUCUUCAAGAUGCUCCGCAAACUACAGCGUGCCUGCAAAACACUCCCCGGAAACGUUAAAUUCCUCCCCCACGAGAUGGAGCACUUCUACAAUUUUCUCCUCCAAGCCGGACUGUACGAAGGACUCCCCCGUGUCACCGAGUCGCACCGAUACGAAUGGAGAGAUAAGUACCAAUAUCCGCACGAACCCUACGACCACCUCCCGUUCACGCUGACGCAGGCGAGCAAGAUGCACAAUCCUCUCUACACGAGCGUGUGCGGCCUGACGAUGCUGCAUCUGUACGAUAUGCAUCGCGAGGCGGGCGUGAUGGGGGUAGUGCGGUCCGCGACUGUCCUGACGGGUUUAGGGGCUGCGGCGGGAUGA